AUGAUGUCACACGGCCCGCUGGCAGAGUACGUGACCUUCUCAGGGACACUGCUGGAAUAUGACCUUGCGUCAGAGAAGGCCCAGGCGGCCUUCGAGGGCGCCUUCUCAGUGCUGCGAUUUCGUGAACAGUGUGAUGCGGUAGACCUGCCCUUGCUGGUGGGCCUUGACUUUGAAUGGAAGCCGGACAAAGCGGGCUCAGACAAUCCAAUUGCCUUGAUGCAAUUCGCCUGUUGGGACACUGUGCUCCUGCUGCGGACCGUUGGCGCUGCAGAGCUGCCGGGAUGGCUCCGAGCAUUCCUGGAGUCUGGGGAGGAGAUCCUCAAGGUGGUGGCCAGCUUCGACCUCGCAGAUAAGCGGAAGUUGAAGAACAGCUUUGGCUGGGACUUUGAGGAGCAAGCCGUGAAGGCCUCCUACUGGGAUAUCGCUGAGCUGGCCGGUGCCCAGGGACUUCCACAAGGCAUGCUGAAGAUGGCGCAGUAUUUUGAGCUCCCCCUCCAAAAGCUGAAAUCGGUUGGGACCUCCAAUUGGUCCGCAGAAUUGACCCUGGAGCAGCGCCGCUACGCGGCGGAUGACGCCUUCUUCCAGCUGUACCUCUUGGGUCGCCUUCUGCCCUCGGCCAGAUCCGACUCUCGGAGCAUGCAAGCCUCUUGGAGCGCGAUCCGAGAGGAGCUCGAGAGGAACAUCAAGAAGGUGGACAACUCUAAGUACAAGGCCAACUUCAUGGCCCUCCGUGCGGUGCUGCUUGACGCAGUGCAUCAGCUCUCCCGCGCGCUGGGCGCCGGCGGAUGUACCGAUCUUAAUCAGCUGAAGCAGUUCCAGGCGAUACAAGUGGCACUGGCCCAACAGACGGGCCCAGUGGUGCAACUGAAUGCUCAGUUCUUGAGACAGAACAGCGACCUGGUGGUGUGCUUCUACAGAGAUGGCCGCUUGCAUGUACGUGUGCGAUCCGAGGGGAGCGACAGUGAGGACCAAGAGGAGGAGGUUUUAGAGACAGAGGAAUUGAUCUUAAAGGUGCAGGAGCUCCUUGUGGCAUACAAGCCUCCCAUUGGGAAGAAGCCCUCGGCUUUGCGAGAGGUGCUUUGGGUCCCUGCGCGCGCGAUCCUCUCAAAGUCUCAAAUAGCUUCUUUGGAAUCCUGCAGGAGUGAUUGCAUCGAAACCAGCUAUGACUCUGAAGACGGAUUGCUGUUGCGUUUGGCGCGGCAUCCGCGUGCGCCCGAUGACCACAAACACCUCGAGCUGAGCGUGCACAGCCUCAGCGAGCUGUCGCAGAUCGACCCAGCAGAAGCCAAGUCCAGGCUGACAGCUGAUGAGAAGUUUAUGCAGUCUUGGAGCCGACUCCGUGUCGUAGAGGCAAAUUCUGAUGAGGAGCGCGCAAUUACUCGUAGCCUCCGCGCACGGAUCCGCAUCCUGACUGACGCCCAGCUGCUUGCAAAUCGCCUGUCUGGCGUGGGCGUGCAGUGGCGUGUGGCUCGUGAUUGCUUAGAGCAGGUCACUUGGUACCGCCAAUUGCUCGGAGAGCACUUGGCCAGGGGAGCUGAAAAGGCUGACGAGUUGGAGGAGUGCUUCUCUGAAAUCGUCCGAACCUGGCCGAAUGUGGAGGUGUCGAAGAAGCGGAAGCGGCGCAACGAACCGCUGUGCUCCACUGGAACGAAGCGAAGGACCAGAGAACCUGAGCCCAAAAGCCUCUAA
Messenger RNA from Durusdinium trenchii, 1689 nucleotides. The record is from the annotation of a GenBank genome assembly. Lineage: Eukaryota; Dinophyceae; Suessiales; Symbiodiniaceae.